Molecule: messenger RNA, 1593 nt
Organism: Paramecium tetraurelia
Lineage: Eukaryota; Ciliophora; Oligohymenophorea; Peniculida; Parameciidae
Exons: 5
Source: RefSeq, a predicted model, not a curated record
AUGAGAACUAAUCAAGGUUCGAGCAAUGAUCUUCUGACUAGAAAUUUUUAAGGCAGAAGAGAUAUCGAUCUAUUGACCAGUAGCUCUCCUAAUGGAUGGAAGGAUCUCACUGUUUAAAAUAACUCAGGAUAUGUAUCCAGAGAAAAAUAUAAUAAACUUAAAGAUCUUAACUCAAAAUUAAAAGCUGCCUUAAGAGAGUAUAUUUAAGACACAAAAGAGAAAGACAGAUUGUUAUAAACAAAAGAUGAAUAAUUACUUAAAUUUGAGAAGGAAAAAGCAGAGUCCUAAAAUAAAGGCAAUGAAGAUCUCAAAACACAACUUAAUGAAUUAAAAAUUAAAUUGUAAAAGAAAAAGACUAAAAUCAGGUUACUUAAGGAUUCAUCAAAAACAAUCGAUUCUAGAUUGGAUGACUAGAAAGCCACCUUCUAAGUUGAUUUAGAUAGAGUGUAACGAAUUAAUGAUUCCUUAUAAGCUGAGAUAAAAGAAUAUGACAAGAGAUAUUUGAUAUUAAAAGAUGAAAAUAAUAUUUUAAAAUAAGCAUUGUAAUAAAAAGAAGAUUAAUGUAAAUAUUUUGAAAUGGGAGCUUAAGAUGAUAGGUAAAAUAUACAACUAUUGGAAUCAAAGAUCAAAGAAAUAUAAGAAGAAAAAAAGAUCUUGUAAAUAGCAAUCGAUAAUUAAAUAUCUAAAAUUGAUGAAGCUGAAAAGUUUAUUAAACUCAAUGAUUAACGUCAUCAAUAAGAUAUCAAUAAAAUUGAAUUAGAAAAGCAAUAGUUAUAAAGCGAAUAUCUAAUAUAAAUUAAUAGAAAAAAAGAAAAGACUAAAUCCUUAUUAAAUCAAAUCUAAUAAUUGGAGUCACAAAUUACUCAAUUAUAAAAAGAAGAAUUGUCUUAUCAUAAAGUUAUAUAAGAUUAAAAACAUGAUUAUUUGAGAUUGUAAUCACAACUAGAAGAUUAGAGGAAUAAGACUGAUUAAACUUUGAAAGAAGCUAACUUUUAAGUUCAAGAAGUUAUGGAAUUUAAGUAAAAGUUAGAAUCUUAAAAGUCUUUGCUUUAAGCUUAUGAGGAUAAAUUAGCUCAAUAUGAUGUUUAAUAUUAGUUAGAUUAAAAUGAAAAAUCAUAGAUGUUGUUUGACAUUGAAUAGUUUCAUCAAGAGAAUAAGAAGUUCUAGCAUCUAUUAUAUGAAUCUGAUAAAGAAAUAGCUUACUUAAAAUAAUAACACGAAGAAGAUUUAUAUUAGAUUGAAAGCAGAGUUGAAUCUUUAAUUCGCUAAUUAAAUGAGUCAAAAGAUGAAACAUAAGAAUAAAAAAAAAUAAUCUCAGAAUUAAAGAAGUAAUUAAUCUCCAGUGAUGAAUAAGUUAAUGCAUACAAAAACAAAUACCUUAAAGUUAAAUAAAAUUAAAAAACAUUAUAAUCUGAAUAAAAAUAUUUAGAGGAAAAAGUCAAGUUGAUGGAAAGUGAAAGAGUUUUUGAAGAAAAAGAAGCUUUAAAAACUAAGGAUUAUGUCAUAUAAUAAAAAUAAGCUUAGCAAAGCAAAAUCAAAGUACUUGAUGAAAUCUAAAAUAUGAUUAAACAACAUAAAAAAAUCACCAGCUGA